Molecule: messenger RNA, 1610 nt
Organism: Nicotiana tabacum (common tobacco)
Lineage: Eukaryota; Viridiplantae; Streptophyta; Magnoliopsida; Solanales; Solanaceae
Product: acyl-CoA-binding domain-containing protein 1-like
Molecular function (GO): fatty-acyl-CoA binding; actin binding
Source: RefSeq, a predicted model, not a curated record
GGACAAUUUUGCAACAGUUGUUUUAAUGGGCACAUAAAGGAGAAACAUAAUUUAACGAGUGUAUAUAUGAAUCCCGAUUUGAGAUUCGUCUCGCAUGCUCUGUCCGUAUAUAUAACGACCCCGAUAACAACAACUGCCAACAAUUUCAUUUUCGAGCCCUCAAUCUCCACUAUCCCUUCCUUCCUUUUUCUUCUUUCGCUCUCUCUUAAUGCUAUAUUUCUCCUAAUACUAAUAUUUUCCUACGAUCUAGGGUUUUGUAUUCUUCUCCAACUAAUCAUGGCCGAUUGGCAGCAGUAUCUACAGUCGGUGAUCUUCGGCGUUAUUUUCUCUUUCCUCCUCGCCAAGCUUUUCUCUAUCAUCUUCGCUUUUCGCGACGAGAAUCUUCGUAUCACGCGUGGCGAUUCCUACGAAGUCGAACCGAACAUUCAAUCGGAGGAUACUACUACUGAGCCGCUAAUUCAGAGGAACGACGGCGGUUUAAACGGGAGCUCGGUGAGUAGCGGCGGCAUAGAAAGCGACGAUGAUUGGGAAGGUGUAGAGAGUACUGAGUUGGAUGAGGCGUUUAGUGCCGCGACGGCUUUCGUGGCUGCUACGGCAGCUGAUCGCUCGCAAAAGGUAUCAAAUGAGGUGCAAUUGCAGCUCUAUGGGCUUUAUAAGAUUGCGACUGAGGGACCUUGCACUGCUCCACAGCCAUCCGCUCUCAAAAUGACUGCCCGUGCCAAGUGGCAAGCAUGGCAGAAAUUGGGUGCCAUGCCUCCUGAAGAAGCCAUGGAGAAGUAUCUUGAUAUCGUGACUGAGUUAUAUCCUUCCUGGCUUUCUGGAUCUGAAACUAAAAAGAAGGACGAAGAAAGUAGUGUUGCACGUAAUGCAGAUUCUAGAGGGCCAAUGGGACCUGUUUUCAGUACCUUCAUCGAUGAGGAGGAAUCCGGAAACGAGUUAAAAUUGGAUGCAAUUCAUGCCUUUGCCAGAGAAGGGGACGAGGAGAACUUGCUUAAGUGCAUUGAGAGUGGUGUUCCUGUGAAUGUGAAAGACAGUGAGGGUCGUGCCCCCUUGCACUGGGCUGUAGAUCGUGGUCAUCUCAGCAUCACUAAAUUGCUUUUAAGCAGGAAUGCCGAUGUAAACGCCAAGGAUCUAGAGGGCCAGACAGCACUUCAUUAUGCUGCUGUUUGUGAAAGGGAAGAUAUUGCUGAGUUUCUCGUAAAGCAUGGUGCUAAUGUGGAGAUUAAGGAUAAUGAUGGUGACUGCCCUCGAGAUGUCUGCGAGUUGCACUGGCCUUGGUUGCAGCAGGCCACUACCCACAACUAACGUACACCAUAUCUUGUUCUUUUUCUCCUUUUGCUGAUCGAUCAUGUUACUGGUGUAGAUGCUUAUGUACCUAUUUUUCAUCCUAAGUGAAGGGAUUUUCUCUUCUAGAUUUUAAUACUAUCUUUUGAGCUUCUGCGAUGGCAUGGAGCAAAGAUAUUGCCACUUCAAGAAAGGAGUCACCAGACGUACAAGGGAUUCAUUGUUUUGCUUUUUAGGUUACUAUAUUGGUUGCUUACCCUUCUGAAUGUUGGGGUAACAUUGUUUCUAAUUGGAAAGUGAAAGCUAAAAUAUUAUCAAUUUUAUUA